AUGAAGUCCUUCAUCGCACCCGUGUCCCUCCUCUGCCUGGGACUGUCGGCCAUGGGCAACGCCGCCAGGGCCCCAGUCAAGGCCAUCGCUCGUCGCGCAGACUUCUGCGAUCAGUGGGGCACAACCACAACGGACACCUACAUCCUCUACAACAACCUCUGGAACGAAGCCCAAGACCCCUCCGGCACGCAGUGCACAGGGCUAGACUCGAGCAGCGGCAGUAAGAUCGCGUGGCACACCUCGUGGUCGUGGGCCGGUGCCACGAACCAGGUCAAGAGCUACGCCAGUGCCUCGCUGCAGUUCACUCCUAAGACGCUGAGUGCUAUUAGCAGCAUCGAGUCCGUUUGGGACUGGAGCUACUCGACUACCGAUAUCGUCGCCGAUGUCGCUUACGACAUGUUUCUCAGUUCUACUGCUGACGGCAGCGAGGAGUACGAGAUCAUGGUGUGGCUUGCGGCUCUGGGCGGUGCGGGCCCGAUCUCGAGCACUGGCAAGGCCAUCGCGACGGUUACUAUCAAUGGUGUCGAAUGGGAUGUGUGGGUUGGUCCCAAUGGCCAGAUGACUGUUUACAGCUUCGUCGCCAAGUCGACCGUUACGAGCUUCUCCGGUGACCUGUUGAAGUUCUUUACGUACCUUGUCAACGACCAGGGUCUGAGCAACAGCAAAUACUUGAUUGAUGUGCAGGCUGGCACUGAGCCUUUCACUGGUACUGCUAAGUUGACUGUUUCUUCUUACUCGGUCGCUGUUGUUUAA
Messenger RNA from Penicillium roqueforti, 753 nucleotides. RefSeq names its product putative endoglucanase (gene xgeA). The record is from RefSeq and is a predicted model, not a curated record. Lineage: Eukaryota; Fungi; Ascomycota; Eurotiomycetes; Eurotiales; Aspergillaceae. Bases 1 to 753 code for a protein of 250 amino acids. Gene Ontology annotation, biological process: polysaccharide catabolic process. The transcript has 2 exons. Gene Ontology annotation, molecular function: cellulase activity.